Ceratitis capitata (Mediterranean fruit fly) is the source of this 1719-nucleotide messenger RNA. It is a transcript of the gene Nup58, whose product is annotated as probable nucleoporin Nup58. The transcript is spliced from 2 exons. NCBI's taxonomy places the organism in Eukaryota, Metazoa, Arthropoda, Insecta, Diptera, Tephritidae. Gene Ontology annotation, cellular component: nuclear pore. The record is from RefSeq and is a predicted model, not a curated record. Gene Ontology annotation, biological process: nucleocytoplasmic transport. The coding region runs from base 154 to 1587 and encodes 477 amino acids. Gene Ontology annotation, molecular function: structural constituent of nuclear pore.
AUUUCAAUACAUUCCGCAAAGGCACGCGCAGAAAGUGGAAACAAAUUUCGUGAACUUGUUAAAUUAUUUAUAGUUAAAUUAUAUUACCAAAAAAAUUUUAAAAUUUGAAUUUACUCACAAGUACACCUUAAGUUAAAGAAUCAAUACCGUAACAUGUCUGGAUUCUCAUUUGGAAAUCCCUCUCAGCCGUCUACAGGAUUUAGUUUCAAUGCACCGACAUCGGCAGCAGCAACAGCUGCAAAUACACAAAGUUUCGGCACUGCGGCGGCUCCAGCCUUUGGAGCUGCUUCUGCCUUUGGCACCGCAGCAACCACACAAGCGGCAGCGUUCGGUGCAGCCACUCUCCCAACUGCGGCCGUUACACCAUUUGGUGCGAAUACUACUACAGCGGCACCUACGUUCGGUGCUGCACCAGCUGCUUCUGUAGCACCCACCUUCGCAGCAGCAACCCCAGCCUUCGGAGCGACUGCUGUAAGUAGCGCCGCGCCAUCAUUUAAUUUCAGUGGGUUAGGAAGUACAGCUACAAGUGCUCCUGCUGCGAAUAGCGCAGGCUUUAGCUUUGGCGGCAUUGGUGGUGCCGUUGGCUCAACGACAGCUACAUCCACAGCACCUGCACUCGGCCUCGGUGGGCUAGGUGGCGGUCUGGGUUUUGGAAAGCCCGCAGGGACAACCACAUCGGCAAGUUUAAAUUUCGGUACAACUACAACUUCUGUUGCGUCAGGUGGCAUGUGGAAGCCAACCUCAACUUCGACUACAGCAACUGCUACACCAUUUGUUGGUUUGGGGGGUGUUGAUGUAAGCGCCACACAGCCAAAAGCUGGGGAUUUGAAACAGGAUAACGUAAAGGUAAAAGAGACACUUGUGCCUGAUGAGAUUGCCAAAACCGUGGACGCUCUAAAAAGUCAUAUAAAAGCACAAAAAACAUUAUCCUCUGAUAUAGGACGUACAUCUACUUCAAAAUUGUCCAAUGUGUCUAACGAAAUAAACAACAUUCAGUGGGCGCUUCAAGAAAUUUCCAACUCGGUCAACACAAACUACAAACAAAUAAAACUACUCCGGAAAGAAACAUCUAGAACUAUUCAAGCAGUAGAAAUGGCCCAACGCACACAAGAUACACCGGCAGGACUUCAAUUUGAAAAUACAGCACCUUUCCAAUUUUUCUUAAGUUUGGUCGCGAAGUACGAACAGGAUUUAAUCAACUUUCGACAGCAAAUAGCUCUUACAGAACAUCAUAUGCGUUCACUAACAAAUCCGCAAGCAGUUUCCCCCGAUGAUCUGAAGCGUGGCUUCCGACAAAUAAACGAAAGUUUUAUCUCACUUGCAGGGCGUUUACAUGAGCUGCAUCAAAAAGUUGAGACACAAAAAGAGCAGUACCUCAAUUUACGAAAGUACCGUUUACGUGACACAACUAAUGUGUUUGCAAAGAUUGAUAACCCAGAAAAUAAAAUCGACACGACAAAUAUUACCUGCGGACCAACACCAUUCUCCAAUAUUUCAGCGAUGAGUGCAUUCGGCAAAAGUUUCAAUAACUCAGCAGCAGUAGCGCCUGGAGGAAGUGGGACGGCUGCAACAGCGGGUGCCAAGUAAUAUAUAUUAAUAUAUUGCAGUUAAAAAAUAACGUAUAUGCCUGGCAUUUGCAACUUCACAAAAUUGUUGUAAUGAUUUGUAGUUUUAAAACUCGCCGAUUUCGAAAUAAACACUUGAUAAAUUUUUAAAAUA